Molecule: messenger RNA, 510 nt
Organism: Drosophila eugracilis
Lineage: Eukaryota; Metazoa; Arthropoda; Insecta; Diptera; Drosophilidae
Product: nuclear receptor 2C2-associated protein
Exons: 3
Coding region: 43-462 (139 amino acids)
Source: RefSeq, a predicted model, not a curated record
ACCUCGUUGUUGAGUUUCUUUAUUUACACUUUGUAUGAUAAUAUGAAUAUUUUAACAGAAGUAAAAUUCACCUGCAGGGUGAGCUCGGUUUUAAAUAAAGAAGUCAAGCAAUAUGGAAAACAUUUUAUGUUCGAUACAAAAGCAGAUACUUCUUGGAGUUCCGAUGAGGGAACCCCCCAAUGGAUUACCGUUAGUUUGAAUGAUCCACUAAUUAUCUCAGGUUUCAGUUUUCAAUUUCAAGGAGGUUUCGCUGGCUUGAAAUCGGAAAUGAUCAUGUACUCCGACGAUGGUGCACAAUUACAUAAAGAACCUUUUUAUCCAGAAGACAUCAACUCGCCACAGCAAUUUCAGGUUAAAGAUACUGCCCGGGAAAAAGCUUGCUCAAAGAUAAAAUUUGUAUUCGAGUCCAGUACAGACCUGUUUGGUAGAAUAAUUGUUUAUGAUCUCCAGUUGUUUAACUAGCCCUAAGUAUCUAACUGAAUGUGUACAAAAUAUAUUCUUAUCAAUGUA